This is a messenger RNA of Cuscuta epithymum, 1984 nucleotides long. NCBI's taxonomy places the organism in Eukaryota, Viridiplantae, Streptophyta, Magnoliopsida, Solanales, Convolvulaceae. The record is from the annotation of a GenBank genome assembly.
AGACAUGCCCGACUUCGAAAGCUCCCUUCCACCAUCCCAUUCCAUACUUACCAGCUUUUUAGCUUGGACCAAAAUUAAAGCCACUCCCGCCCCAAACCUUUCUUGCUUCUAAUCCAAGUGAUAUAUGAUCCAUCUCAUCUACUAUCUAUAUUGAUAUAAUAACAUGUAAAUAUGAUUCAUGCACUGCACCUCUGUUAUUUAUGCGGUAGAGAAUGACGAAUACUACUGGAGAGCUAAGAAGGGAGGAACUUCAAAGAGAGGUUUGCGAUCUUAGUAAGACGCUGACUCAUGAACAGAAGGUGCGGGAAUAUCUGGAUCGUGUUUACCACCUGAAGAAUGUUUCAGAUAUCAGCAUUCCUAAUUUUAUUCCUCCAAAGACGAAGGAGGUUUUGGGUGAGCUGGUUUUGGUGGAAAGAGAGAUAAGCCGGUUAGAGACCCAAAUAAGGGAGCUGAAGGAAAAUUUGAAGGAAGAGGACCUCUUCACCAUAAAAUCAAAACAAUUAUUGGAGUCAAGUAGAUUGAAGAAUAAUGCAUCUUUGUUAUUCCACAAUAACAGCAAAGAAGGGUUUCCAUUUGAGACUAAUAAGGCAUUACACUUUAUUAGCAAAGCCAUUAAGGAGAAGGAUAAGCAUCAUUUAUGGUGUAAUAAUGAUGAAGAAGUUAGAAUCUUUGGUGAGAGAGCUCCAAUGAAACGUGCCAUUAUCAAACCUCAAGCUUCACUUUUACGUGAACCUCGCCAAAUUAACCGCAGCAGGGAACCUAACAUGGAAAUUCCCAGGGGCUUAACAACAGAUCUCCCUCCAAAAGUGAUGAUUUCUCCCCUUCACCCAUUGGAGGAAACCACGCAAAGAUGGCCUCCCAAUAAGCUCUCGGAGAGCAUAAUGAAAUGCUUGGUCUCCAUUUUCGUGAGACUGCUGAGAACUUCAAGGGCAAUGGAGAUGGAGAAGUCGGGCACGAUAGCUCGCUCCAACAAGUUUUCCUUGGCUUUUCGAACUGAUCAACCGUCCAGCACUCUUGCUGCAAUGCAGAAAGACUGGAGACAGCAGGACCCUUAUUCCAUUUUCGACUCGGAAGACUCUAUCCCUAGAGAUAUUGGCCCUUACAAGAAUUUGGUCAAGUUCUCCUCGCCUUCUCUGGACUCCAAAUGCAUCUCAACCUCUAACUCAGCUCCUUUGUUCCAAAAGCUCAAGAUUUUAAUAAAGAAUUUAGAGAAGGUGGAUUUGAGAUUUUUGACACGGCAACAGAAGUUAGCAUUCUGGAUCAACAUGUACAAUGCUUGUAUCAUGCAUGGAUUUCUUCAAUAUGGAGUUCCAUCUAGUUCUACCCCGGAAAAACUAAAAUCACUUCUAAACAAGGCAACAUUAGACAUCGGAGGUUAUGUGAUCAAUGCACAAGCUAUUGAGCAUGCUAUCUUGAGAAACUCAUUAAUGUCUUCACUAGAAAAAGAGGAUAACAAAGGUGACAAGGGAAACACAAUCCCAGGGUUCUAUGGAUUCGAGUCCUUUGAUCCUAACACCAUAUUCGCGUUAUGUUGUGGAACUCGUUCUUCACCAGCCGUGAAAAUAUACUCAGCAGAGGGGGUGAUGGCGGAGCUCGAAAAAUCAAAGUUGGAGUAUUUACAAGCUUCAAUGAUUGUGAGAAAGAGUGCCAAGAAGAUUGCGUUCCCGGAGCUAAUGUUAAGAAACAUGCACAAUUUUGCAGAUGAUUUGGAUUCAUUGCUUGAGUGGGUGUGUGAGCAGCUACCCACAUCAGGAUCUCUCAGAAAGUCAAUGGUUGAAUGCUUCAGGGGCAUUCAUGGUGGUGGCAAAGCCUCAACCAUUGUUGAGAAAAUACCCUAUGAUUUUGAGUUUCUUUAUCUUUUACUUGUAUGUUGAUGUAUACAUUGAAUUGAAUAUAUAAACACACGCUCACAAACAUUCAUAUAUGUGAAACUUCAACCCCUCUUUUUUGUACAUUUUAUUAUUGUUGCACUUUUAAAACUCCG